This is a messenger RNA of Branchiostoma floridae (Florida lancelet), 2405 nucleotides long. Its product is annotated as AP-3 complex subunit sigma-1-like. The transcript is spliced from 7 exons. The coding region runs from base 93 to 731 and encodes 212 amino acids. Gene Ontology annotation, cellular component: intracellular membrane-bounded organelle; membrane coat; AP-3 adaptor complex. Gene Ontology annotation, biological process: intracellular protein transport; Golgi to vacuole transport. The record is from RefSeq and is a predicted model, not a curated record. Lineage: Eukaryota; Metazoa; Chordata; Leptocardii; Amphioxiformes; Branchiostomatidae.
CUAGCUUGAUGACGUCGCAACUUCGGAACAGAAAGGGGAGGGCGGAACUCCAAAUUUCGACAUAUUUUUGGUUAUUUUAGGUAGAAUUCAACAUGAUCAAAGCAAUAGUAGUCUUCAACAACCACGGAAAGCCUAGACUGAUCAAGUUUUUCCAGCAUUAUAAUGAGGACAUGCAGCAGCAGAUCGUACGCGAGACGUUCCACCUGGUCUCCAAGCGUGACGAGAACGUGUGUAACUUCCUGGAGGGCGGCAGGUGGGCCUCGGGCAAGAACUCAGACUCAGAGAAUUUGAUUGGUGGUUCAGACUAUAAGAUUAUCUACAGACACUACGCCACGCUGUACUUUGUGUUCUGUGUGGAUUCCUCAGAGAGUGAACUGGGCAUCCUGGACCUCAUACAGGUGUUUGUGGAGACCUUGGACAAGGCGUUUGAGAAUGUCUGUGAACUGGACCUGAUAUUCCAUGUGGACAAGGUUCACUACAUCCUGCAAGAACUGGUGAUGGGCGGAAUGGUACUAGAAACCAACAUGACAGAGAUCGUCACGAGGAUAGAGGAACAGAGCAAACUGGAAAAAUCUGAGGCGGGUUUGACAGCAGUGCCAGAGAGAGCCGCCUCGGCCGUUAAGGCUGGAUUGGCGGGGGCGCCAGCGAGGGUUGUGUCAGCGGCCAAGAACUUGGAUCUGCCAAAACUCCCAUCGAACAUCCAGCUGCCAAAUCUGCCCUCCUUCAGAUGAAGAUCAUUUUUCCUAAACUUCCAUUUUUUCAUGCCUUCUUUGUGUUAAGGUAGAAUUUUGCAUUUUCAAAAGAAACUGUUUUUUUUUUUUUUAAGAAAAGUGUUUUGUGGAAGCAUUGCAAGGUUGUUGAUUGGAUAGUAAUUGACCUCUUCACUUCCAAAUCCAUUCUUAACUUUAGAAUACUGAUAUUGGUAAGAAAUUGUAACCACUUUGUUUUACCAGAAGAAUCACAUUUAGGUCACCUAUUUUUCAGGAUAAUUUCCUAGAUACACCACCUGAUCAGUUAGUCUAUAUCUCAACCACAAGGCUGGUCUAUCGCAAUUCUGGAAAAAGUAACAGCCAUGAAAUUGUACCUGACAAAACAUUCACCAGGCCCACAAACUUGAUCACUUAGCAGUGCAUGUAUGCCACCAAGCAGUUCAUGAACAAACUGCAGCCUAGCUGUCUUGCAUUAGCCUCCUGUGCAGAAGGGAGCAGGUUUGGGAAGGGCUGUUGUUGUUAUUUUUUUUGAAGUCUUUUAACUUUAAGAGGUAAUUUCUACUAAUAGUUAUGUAGAGAUUCACACAUUCUAAGCAUUAUAUUAUGAAUGUAUUGUGUAUAUUCCAAAAACUUUUCUCUUACCUAGUAUUUCUUGGGUUAUAAAAUUUAUUUGACCCCAGAAUCCCUUAUGGGAACAUUAUGUAAUGCUGCAAGGAAGGAAUCUGUAAACUGUUUCAUGUACUUCCCUAUUUUGGGAGUUGUAGAGUCCAGCUUUGUCAUGGCUGUGCCUCUUUUCAUGGAUAAGUCCACUUAAAGAAGGGGUUGCUGGGUAAAAGUAAUUAAGUUACUUAAUGCUUUCAAUCUGUGACAAAACAUUCUAUGCCCAUUGUAUACCUUUCCGGCUGCCAUCUGUAAACUCUGGUUUAACAACAUUGGAGCAAAGAAUCAAGUAAAAUUUAGUAAAACAACUUUGCUAUUAUGCCUAGCACUAUCUUUAUCUGGUUUAUCCAACAUAUAAGAUAUACAAUGUUUAUACUACUUCUUUAUGUCCCAUGGUGUAAUGGUUACAGGAUUUAGGAGCAGUGGUUAUGAUGGCCCAUAAGCACACAGCCUCUAUAUUUGUUCUUGUGGGCCACUGUAGAAACUGUAAGUUACCAUGAUGGCAGAAUGUAAUGUAUGAAUGUCAGGGAAGAGAUUUUGACAGGCAUAAUCAAUGAUUCUACCAGUUGAGGUGCCAGUCAGGGUCUCACAAUCUGGGUCCCAGUAAUAGGGUGGUCUCCCAUUCAUAAAUUCAUCCAUUGAUCUACAGUGAUAUGAAUCAAAGAGUAAAGUUCAGUCUUUAAAUGUCAGGACACCAAUUAGGAUUUCUUGUGUCUGUCCCUUUCCUCUUCUCUCGUAGCCUCAAUGAAAAUCCUCAUGAUUUGAGAUUUUCAUGAUUAAACAAAGGUUCAAACAAAGCGAAAGGAUCACUACCCUGAUGUCUGCAUUGUACACAAUUUACCAGCCUAAUGAUGUUUGAGGCACUCUGAAACCUCCUUGCCUUACUCGGUAGGGUUAGAUAAAUGUUGUAUUACAAUUGUAAUUUAUCAAAUAUUAUUAUUCCAACUUUUUGCCUUUAAAUCUUUUUGGUCAGUGAUAGUGGAAAUUAUUGUCACGACCGUUACUGAAAAUUAAAACUUUGUUCACUGAAAAAAA